Messenger RNA from Insectozyma verbasci, 3238 nucleotides. The record is from the annotation of a GenBank genome assembly. NCBI's taxonomy places the organism in Eukaryota, Fungi, Ascomycota, Pichiomycetes, Serinales, Debaryomycetaceae.
AUGAAAUUCAUACUUUUUGCUGCUGUAGCUGCAGCAACUGCUACUUCAAAUCUUGUUUCAAGAGCUGAUUCAAAUGUGUUUAUUGAUCAAACUUAUGAUUUAAUGCCAUCAUGUGCUCAACCUUGCGUUCAACAAUCUACUAAUCAAACUUAUUGUGCUUCAGAUGCUCCAAAUUGUUAUUGUUUUAUGCUUUCAGUCGUUGAUUCCGUUGGAGAUUGUAUUGCUGAAAAUUGUUCCGGUCAAGAUGUUACUUCAGCUAGUUCAGUUGCAACAAAUUAUUGUACAAGUAAAGGUUUGCAAUGGUGGAUUUCAUCUGAUACUCAAAAUAGAUUAGAUGCAGCAGCUCAAGAACCUGCGUCUAGUUCAUCAAGUGAAUCAAGCUCAAGUGAAACAAGCUCAAGUGAAACUUCAGAACCAACUGCAGAAUCAACUACUGAAUCAAGUUCAACAGAGUCAAGUCCAACACCAAAUUCAACAACUCAAGCAACUACACCAACAGGAAAUGUGUUUAUUGAUCAAACUUAUGAUUUAAUGCCAUCAUGUGCUCAACCUUGCGUUCAACAAUCUACUAAUCAAACUUAUUGUGCUUCAGAUGCUCCAAAUUGUUAUUGUUUUAUGCUUUCAGUUGUUGAUUCAGUUGGAGAUUGUAUUGCAAGUAGUUGUACAGGCCAAGAUGUUUCAAGUGCUACAUCAGUUGCAAAUGAUUAUUGUACAAGUAAAGGUUUACAAUGGUGGAUUUCUACAGAAACAAACAAUAGACUAUUAGCUGCUGAAGCAGGUCAAGAAUCUUUAUCAUUAGAACCAACAUCUGCAGAAUCUUCAUCUACAGCCGAAAGUUCAACUUUAGAAUCAUCAUCUACUCCAGAAUCAUUAGAUUCAACAACUUCUACAGCCUCACCAGAAUCAUCAAUCACUCCAGAGUCAUCAGUAGAAUCUACAACUGCACCAGACUCAUCUUCAGCUGCACCAGAAUCAACAUUGAAUUCAAAUGCACCAAAUGCACCAGAAUCAACAUUUGAAUCUACUACCUCAGAAUCAAGCAUACAAUCUAUUGCUCCUGAAUCAAGCUUAUCAGAGUCAAGUCCGAUCUCUAAUUCAAGGAUUCAAUCUAUUGCUCCACAAUCUAGUGAAAUUCCUUCAUUUUCAUCACAAUUUAAUGACGAAUCACUUUCAAGUGUAUCUAAUAAUCCCGUUUCCACUUUAAUUAGUUCAACAACUUCAUCAAACUACUCAUCCUCUAAUACUACACCUGCUGAAGCUCAAAUUACCAGUUUAGUUGUUGUUCAAGAAAGUUGUGAAUCAGUUCAAUCAACAGUAUAUGAACAAAUUUCAAAAGUUAUCACAGUUAUUGAAUCUUGUGAAUCUGAAAUUUCUUCAGUUAAAUCAGUUUAUACUACAGCUACAGAAACUGUUGUUAUUCAAAGUUGUCAAUCUCAAUUAUCAUCAUUAUCAUCAAUUGAAUCAAAUGCAAAUAAAACACUAAACUCAUAUGUUUUAGAAUUAUCAUCAGUUGUUAAAGUACAAACAACAGCUGCUAACCAACAAAUAUCUUUAGCUCAAGAGAUUAAAUCUACACAUACUGGUGAAGAAAAAUCUGUUGAAUCAGAUAUAUCUAAAGCUUCACAAAAUAUUCAACAAGCUGUUGCUGCUCAAAGUUCCUUAGCUGAAAUUGUCAAAUCUCAACCAACAAGUACUCCACAAGUUCUUGAAUUAGCCAAUAAAGCUUCUUCAACAAUAAUCUUCAGUACUUACGUAGUAUUAUUGUUUAUUUCGCUAAUCUUUUUUAUGUAGAUUAAAUAUAUAUUUUUUCGAGAUCUGAACACAAAAUCUAUUAUGUCGAUACCUAAAAAAUAUAGUACAUUACCUCAAAAUGAUACUACAUCAGCAAAUACAUUAGUAGAUGAUCAAGAAGCUGAAGAAUUCGAAUUACAGACAUUAAAUGAAUUAGAUUAUGAAGUUACUGAGGAAGUUGAAGAAACAGGGAAUUCAAAUAUGAAAAUGGCAUUUAUGAAUAUGGCCAAUUCAAUAUUAGGAGCAGGUAUAAUAGGUCAACCAUAUGCAUUUCGAAAUAGUGGUUUAAUAGGAGGUAUAAUAGUGAUGAUAUUAUUAACUAUACUAAUUGAUUGGACAUUAAGAUUAAUUGUGAAAAAUUCAAUACUAUCUCAGACCAAAUCGUAUCAAGACACAGUAAAUCAUUGUUUUGGACUAUCUGGUAAAAUUGUACUAUUAAUUUCAAUUUGUUCAUUUGCAUAUGGAGGUUGUAUGGCAUUUUGUGUUAUAAUUGGAGAUACUAUCCCUCAUGUAUUAAAAGUUUUCAUACCUGAAACAAUUUCAAAUAAUAAAGUAAUUGGUUGGUUAUUUUAUAGAAAUACUAUUAUUGUGCUAUUUACAACAUGUAUAUCAUAUCCAUUAAGUUUAAAUAGAGAUAUUUCAAAACUAGCUAAAGCUUCUGGAUUUGCAUUAAUUGGAAUGUUAAUUAUAGUGGUGAUUACAAUUUUUAGAGCACCAUUUGUUGCAAAAGAAUUAAGAUCUCCAUUAACAGUUCAACAAUGGACAGUGAAUAUAGAUAUAUUUCAAGGUAUUAGUGUUAUUUCUUUUGCAUUAGUUUGUCAUCAUAACACAAUGUUUAUUUAUCAAUCAAUGAAAAAUGCAACAAUGUCAAAAUUUGCAAAACUAACACAUAUAUCAUGUUUUGUAUCAAUGGUUUGUUGCAUGAUUAUGGGAAUUAAUGGAUUAGUUAAUUUUGGUGAUAUAACAAAGGGGAAUAUAUUAAAUAAUUUUAAAAGUAAUGAUGGUUGGAUAAAUUUAGCAAGAUUUUGUUUUGGUUUAAAUAUGUUAACUACAUUCCCAUUGGAAAUAUUUGUUGUUAGAGAUGUUUUAAAGGAAAUUAUACUAGUUAGGAAAGCAACUGGUGGAAGUAUAGCUGAUUUAGAAUUAAGUUCAAAACAACAUUUUUUUAUAACUACCAUACUUGUAUUUAGUUCAAUGUCUGUAUCAUUAUUUACAUGUAAUUUGGGUUUGAUUUUAGAGUUAAUAGGUGCUACUUCAGCUUCAUUAAUGGCAUAUAUUAUACCACCAUUGUGUUAUUUUAAAUUAUCAUUUAAUGAAACUAAUCUAACAAUGCCAAAGGACAAAAAGAGAUUUUGGAUAUUUAAAGGUAUACCGAGUAUUUUAUGUGUAUUAUUUGGAAUUGCAGUUAUGUUUAUUUCAUCAAUCAUGACUAUUAGACAAUCUAUAG